This is a messenger RNA of Colletotrichum navitas, 2072 nucleotides long. RefSeq names its product phosphatidylinositol-specific phospholipase C. Lineage: Eukaryota; Fungi; Ascomycota; Sordariomycetes; Glomerellales; Glomerellaceae. The record is from RefSeq and is a predicted model, not a curated record. Gene Ontology annotation, molecular function: phosphoric diester hydrolase activity. The coding region runs from base 440 to 1930 and encodes 496 amino acids. The transcript has a single exon. Gene Ontology annotation, biological process: lipid metabolic process.
CUCUAGUUGACAGCUCCCUCGAUCCAAUGAGCGGCGCCAAUUGCAAAGACAGCCUCUGUCUGGUCAUCCACUGGCGAAUCGCGACUAGUUUCAGGCACGUAUGGCCAUCUCUACUCAAAACCGGUUGCGCUACAACGUCCAACAACCUCAACCGCACCAAUGUGUAGUACACGUGUAGGGGUGCUGCCGACAUGAUGCUGGUACAUUACUGAGGGAGCCAAGCUGAACAUGCCCGCUUCCCGAGACGUCGAAUUCCACCCAUAGCGUUCCCCACUCUAGGCCUCCUUGGCUGUAGGCCAGCCCAGCCGAGAGAGGCCCCAUCUUACAUGCAAGUAAUGACUUCCAAGCCUUCCAAGACGGCCCUGAACCCGCCCAUACACGCGUACGAGGUACAUGAAAACGCUGGAGGGGUUCUAACCCCCCGCGGAAAUCCUUCACGAUGGGCAUAUGUUGCUCACUUCCCUUUCACUUCCCCUUCUCUCCCGACUCCUCCACCACCUUGCUCCCGCCCGCCAUGCCCAAAAUCACCAUCCGCAACCUCACGGCGCGGCCCGUCAUUCUCCAGCGCGUCGAGCGCUUUGAGGGUGAGAGCCAGCGUACCGGGGACAUCCUGGGCAACACUUUUGGAACCAUCAACUCCUUCAUCAAUGCGACAAACUUCACCACGAGGGAGAUUCACGCCAAGGGAGACGCCCAUACGGCCGAUGACGUUGAUGUACACGUCGAGCCGUUUGCCAUCAACGCCACAGAGAUUGACGCACCGGACCAUGGCACCCACGACGUCGUCCGUCUCCAGUUCGAGAUCGAGGGCCACCGGUACGAGGUCGACGUCCCGAGCCCCUCCAACCGCUCCUCCGUCUUGAAGAAGCUUGACGAUGCGCCGCUCGAGCUGACGGCCAUCUAUGUGCCCGCUGGCGCAUUCCUGGCCAUCAUGUCCUCGGCGAACCUCAACGCCUGGAUGGGCGAGCUGCGCGACGAGUACCCGCUGCCCCUCCUGUCAAUCCCGGGCACCCACAACUCGCCGACGUGUCACACGGCGCUGCCGUCGGUGCGCUGCCAGGCCGUCGGUGUCCGCGAGCAGCUCGACAAUGGAGUGCGCUUCCUCGAUAUCCGCGUUUCUGUUGCUACGGACAACGACGACCUUGCCCUCGUUCACUCUGCCUUUCCCAUAUCCCUGACAGGCAGCAAGUACUUUGCCGACAUGCUCGCCGACAUCUACGCCUACCUCGACGCCAACCCCUCCGAGACGGUCCUCAUGUCGGUCAAGCGCGAGGGCACGGGCAAGGGCACCGAUGAACAGCUGAGCCACUACCUGCGCGACCGCUACGUCGGCCGCGACGCCCACCGUUGGUUCGUCGAGCCGCGCAUCCCUCACCUCGGCGACUGUCGCGGGCGCAUUGUGCUGAUCCGCCGGUUCGGCCUCGACGAGCCCCUGCGCGCCGAGCACGACGGCAGGGGGUGGGCCAUUGACGCACAGCACUGGCCCGACAACUGCGAGGACGGCACAGUCGGCGGUGGGCUCCUACGCGUCCAGGACUUUUACGAGAUUGACCAGUCCACCAACGUCGAGAAAAAGAUCAACUUCUCCCACGGCCAGCUCGAACGUGCCGCCGAGCAGCUCUUCCGCCUCCCCGGCAUGCCUGACUUCAACGCCGACGCGCCGCCGAACCCAUUCUUCGUCAACUUCCUGAGUGCAAGUAAUUUCUUCAACGCGACCUGUUGGCCAGAGCGCAUCGCCGCAAAGGUGAACCCCGCCGUGAUAGAGUAUUUGUGCACGCGCCACGGCGAGCCGGGCAAGGGACCUCAUCAGCUGAACGUGGGCGACGCAGCGACGGGCAUCAUAGUAACUGAUUGGGUCGGUGCGCAUGGUGAUUGGGACUUGAUUAGGUGCAUUGUCGGAAUGAACGCACGCUUGCAGCUGAAGCACUAGGGGAUUGAGGCUUAGGCGGAACGGUCAUGAACAUGCGGAGCACAGCAUUUGCACAUGGAUGGUAGGCAUGGAUAUGAUCAAGGAUUCAAUAGAGAGCAUUUGCGCAAUAUGCGAUGGAACAGUUAUUAUUUAGCCAAACUAU